Messenger RNA from Ostreococcus tauri, 474 nucleotides. Its product is annotated as Ribosomal protein L17. NCBI's taxonomy places the organism in Eukaryota, Viridiplantae, Chlorophyta, Mamiellophyceae, Mamiellales, Bathycoccaceae. Gene Ontology annotation, biological process: translation. Gene Ontology annotation, cellular component: cytosolic large ribosomal subunit; ribosome. Bases 1 to 474 code for a protein of 157 amino acids. The transcript is spliced from 2 exons. The record is from RefSeq and is a predicted model, not a curated record. Gene Ontology annotation, molecular function: structural constituent of ribosome.
AUGGCGCUCUUCGUCGCGCACCAGUGCGCGCUCGGCGGGAUGAACGCCCGGCGCGUCGAUAUCUCUCGACCAGGUGUCGCCUCCACGUUCGGUGUCGAGACCGAACAGGGCAAGUGGACUAUGAUUCGCCACGGGAAGAAGGACCCGAAGCUCAACAGGCCGGCGGAUCAGCGCAAGGCGCUCCUCCGUGGGUUGACGACUGAGUUGCUUCGUCACGGGACGGUGACGACGACGAUGGCGCGCGCCAAGGCGAUGCGCAAGCCGGUGGAGAACAUGAUUCAGUUAGCGAAGGACGGUGAUGAUUACAAGAAGCGCAUGGUGAAGGAGUACCUCUACGACGACGAGCUUGCCGAGGCGCUCUUCGAGCAAGUGCCGCAGCGCUACGCUGAACGCAACGGUGGCUACACGCGCAUUGUUCGCACGCUCAACCGCCGUGGUGAUAACGCCGAGAUGGGUGUCAUCCGCCUUGUUUAG